Messenger RNA from Quercus lobata, 3861 nucleotides. RefSeq names its product LRR receptor-like serine/threonine-protein kinase RPK2. The transcript has a single exon. Bases 203 to 3592 code for a protein of 1129 amino acids. The record is from RefSeq and is a predicted model, not a curated record. Gene Ontology annotation, biological process: protein phosphorylation. NCBI's taxonomy places the organism in Eukaryota, Viridiplantae, Streptophyta, Magnoliopsida, Fagales, Fagaceae. Gene Ontology annotation, molecular function: protein kinase activity; ATP binding; protein binding.
GCAAAGAAGAAGUAAUAGAAUUCAGAAACCAAAACCCAAAAAAAAAAAAAAAAAAAACACUUUCUUUUUUUGAAAUCAGUGUUUUCCAAAAACAAAGAAAACAUUUUUCUUCUCUCUCUAUAUCUUUGUGGGGGGAGAGGGUUUAAAGCUUCUUACCUUUUUACAAGUGCUUGUGAGUUUGAAGUUUGAACCGAGGGAAAAAAUGAAAUGCCAACUGUUGCUUAAGACUGAGAAAACCAAAGUCUUGUUUUUGUUUUUGCUGUUGUCUCUGUUUUGUCACUCUGUUUUGGUUUCUGGGAAAGUGUUUUCCGAGAAAUCAAUUCUGCUGGAAUUCAAGAACUCUGCUUCUGACCCAUCUGGGAUUCUCUCAAGCUGGAACUCCACCAACAACCCAGAUCACUGUUCAUGGUUUGGAGUCUCAUGUGACUCAAAUUCAAGGGUAUUUUCUCUCAAUAUCACUGGCAGAGGUAACUGUUCUGAACCACUUUCUUGCUCUGAGUUUUCUGGAAUUUUUCCAUAUUUAGAUGGGAUUAGAAGAACUAGAAGAACUUCUUGUUGUUGUUGUUCAAGUGGGGGUAGUGGAAAACUAGUGGGAAAGUUAUCACCUUUGGUUGGGAAACUCACUGAACUUAGAGUUUUAUCACUGCCUUGUAAUGGUCUUAGUGGUGACAUUCCUGUUGAAAUUUGGGGUUUAGAGAAGUUAGAGGUGGUUGACCUUGAAGAUAACUUGUUGACUGGAACUUUGCCUGCGGGGUUUCUGGGUUUGAGAAAUUUGAGGGUUUUGAAUCUUGGGUUUAAUAGAAUUGAGGGUGAGAUUCCUAUUUCAUUUUCCAAGUGUGUGAAUUUGGAGGUCUUGAAUUUAGCUGGUAAUAGAUUGAAUGGGUCCAUUCCUGGAUUUUUGGGUAGUUUUAUGAAGUUGAAGGAAUUUUAUCUGUCUCAAAAUAAGUUAACUGGGGCUUUUGAGGAAGUGUUUAGAGAUAAUAAUGGUUGUAGUAGUAUUGAACAUCUUGAUGUGUCAGGGAACUUCCUAGUUGGUCAGAUUCCGCGUAGUUUGGGGAAAUGUUGGCGGUUACGGACACUUUUGUUGUUUUCUAAUAUGUUUGGUGAUGUCAUUCCUAGUGAGCUUGGUCGGCUUCGGAUGCUUGAAACUCUAGAUGUUUCUAGAAACAGCCUUAGCGGUCCAAUUCCUGCUGAGCUUGGACAUUGUGUCAAUUUGUCAGUUCUUGUCCUCUCGAAUCUUUUUGAUCCACCCCAAACCAACAGGAAUUCGAGUGGAGAUUCAUUGAAUGCUGCCCCAAAUGAGUACAAUUAUUUCGAAGGCUCCAUUCCUAUGGAAAUCACAACCCUUCCAAAGUUGAGAAUAGUUUGGGCGCCAAGGGCAAAUCUGGAAGGGAAGCUUCCAAGCAACUGGGGUAGUUGUGAGAACUUGGAAAUGUUGAACUUAGCUCAGAACCUUUUCAGUGGAGGGAUCACCAGUGUAUUUGAGAGAUGCAAGAAGCUGCAUUUUCUUGAUUUAAGCUCAAAUAAGCUUACUGGAGAGCUUGAUAAUAAAUUUCCAGUUCCUUGUAUGACAUUUUUUGACAUUAGUGGGAACCUCAUGUCAGGGCCCAUCCCAAAAUUUAAUUACAGCAUGUGUUCCUGUUUGCCCUCAUUGAUUGUUGGAGUUGACAGCACUGCAUUUGCUUAUUUGUCAUUCUUUACUUGUAAAACCCGUCUUACAGCUCCUUUUCCAUUUUCUGGUGCUAGACUUGUGAUUCAUAAUUUUGGUGGGAACAACUUCACUGGUCCAAUGCAAUGGCUUCCGAUUGCAGCAGAGAGAUUGGGCAAGCAGACUGAUUAUGCAUUUCUUGCUGGUGGAAACAAGCUUGAUGGAUUAUUUCCUGGAAGUCUAUUUGGAAAAUGUAAUGGCUUAAACGGAAUGAUUGUUAAUGUUAGCAAUAACAAAUUUUCUGGUAAUAUUCCUUUGAAGAUUGGUCCAAUGUGCAGAUCUCUUCAAUUCUUGGAUGCCUCGAAGAAUCAAAUCUCUGGAUCAAUACCGCAAAGUAUUGGGGAUUCGAGAUCUCUUGUUGUUCUUGACUUGAGUGGGAACAAAUUGCAUGGUCAGAUUACAGCUGGUGUUAGUCAUCUGAAGCAUCUUAAGCAUCUUUCCCUGGCUGGUAACAACCUGACGGGCACCAUCCCAUCUAGCUUUGCAAGGUUGCGCUCCCUUGAAGUGUUAGAACUUUCGUCAAACUCUCUUUCUGGUGAAAUUCCAAAAAGCAUUGCGAACUUGAGAAAUUUAAAUGUUCUUCUGAUCAACAAUAAUAAAAUCUCUGGGCAGAUACCCUCCAGUUUGGCUAGUGUGAAAUCUCUGUCAACUUUUAAUGCAUCCUUUAAUAACCUGUCUGGGCCAUUUCCGCAUAACCUUAAUGUGAUGAAUUGUAGUGGGCUCAUUGGAAACCCUUUCCUUUCCUCCUGCCCUAUAGCCUCCUUAAUGGCAUCAUCUCCAGCUAAGGCAGAUAGCAAUGGGGAUUCCCAAGCUAAUCCAGGAUCAGCUACUUUUAGCCCAAUCGAGAUUGCUUCCAUAACAUCUGCUUCAGUCAUUGUCUUUGUUCUUCUAGCUCUAAUUGUCCUUUUCUUUUACACAAGAAAAUGGGUACCAAACUCCAGGGUCCAGGUUGAAUCUAGAGCAAUUGAAGUUUUCACUGACAUUGGGGUUCCGUUGACAUUUGAGAAUAUUGUUCAAGCAACAGGAAAUUUCAGUAAUAGCAAUAGCAUUGGCUGUGGAGGUUUUGGGGGCACUUACAAGGCUGAAAUUUCUCCAGGAAUCAUAUUGGCUGUAAAGAGGCUUGCUGUCGGAAGGUUCCAAGGUGUUCAACAGCUCUGUGCUGAGGUAAAUACUCUUGGGAGGUUGAGACACCCUAAUCUCGUAACUUUAAUAGGUUUCCAUGCAAGUGAAACAGAGAUGUUCCUCAUAUACAAUUAUCUGCCUGGAGGUAAUUUGGAAAAUUUUAUUAAGGAAAGAGUCAGAAGAGCUGUUGAAUGGAAGAUUCUUCACAAGAUUGCUCUGGAUAUAGCCCGUGCACUUGCUUAUCUGCAUGACGAGAAGCAUGAGGAAAGUGUUCCGCGUGUCGUACACCGUGAUGUCAAGCCGAGUAAUAUAUUGUUGGAUAAUGACUUCAAUGCUUAUUUGUCUGACUUUGGUUUAUCUAGGCUUUUGGGAACUUCUGAAACCCAUGCAACAACUGGUGUAGCAGGAACAUUUGGGUAUGUAGCGCCUGAGUAUGCUAUGACCUGUCGUGUGUCUGAGAAGGCUGAUGUUUACAGCUAUGGUGUCGUGCUGCUUGAAUUGUUAUCAGAUAAGAAAGCCUUGGAUCCAUCAUUUUCUUCACAUGGAAAUGGUUUCAAUAUUGUUUCUUGGGCAUGCAUGCUGUUACGAAUGGAUCAAACUAAGGAGUUCUUCACAGCUGGGCUAUGGGAUGCAGGUCCCCAUGAUGAUCUGGUGAGCACUUUGCACUUGGCUGUGACAUGUACUGGUGAGUCCCUCUCUGACAGGCCUACCAUGAAGCAAGUUGUACAUAGGUUGAAACAACUUCAGCCUUCAUCAUGCUAGAUAGAUUUAGGCUUCUGGAAUUAUUCACCAGAGUUUAGAAAGUAUAGCAGUAUAGAAGGCAUGAUACAGUUGUUUUACCCAGUUCCAUUUUGGAGCAUCUCUCAGAUUUGAUUCUAAGGUGGUGGUUUUAGUUUCCUUACAAUAGGUUAUAGUCUGCAGAAGAAAGACAUUGGCUGAGAAAUAUUCAGAUUUGAUUGUAUUUCAAUACAUGUAUCUCAGUUCAUUUUUCAUUGAAAUUUAAACCAAACAGAAUUGGUAGUUGUUGAUCA